UCGAUGAGACUGUUGUUAGUAUAUGAACUUGAAUAUGUCGCUGUCAAUAAAAUACAUUUUUUACGACAGUUAGUAUUUGUCUUAGUAUUUGUGACGUUAAUCUAGAAGUUGUUAGACCCUCAAAUACAGGUAAGCAAACAUGGGGGACCGCGUUAGUCAGAUUGUAUCUGAAACGAACGAAGUUAGGAGAUAGCGCUUACUGGAAGAGGGUUCAGGGUCAUUUGUAUGACGUGUAGAAUAUACGCCGUUUUAUAACUAUGAGUUACAAGAACCAGUUCAGAUGUGUUAGAUAGGACUACCUCACCCCGAAUGACCUCGACGACGAUGCGGCAAAUGAAAUGAGAGAGGGAUCGAAGACUGCGCGUCUGUAGUUUCAUGUGUUCCGCUCGGUGUCCGUCAUUGCGCGCGCUUUUCCGACGCUCCGCGCGACCCGACUGCUGUGCGCAGAGCUCUGUAAACACAACUGUGGGACAUCAUGACUAUCCCGAAAGACAUCCCGGAGAAGUGGUUCCCAAUCAUUCUCCCUCUAAAACGGAAGAAAGAGGGAUUAUCCAGCUCGACAAAAAUAAGAAAACGUGCAGAGGAGGAAAGGAGAGUCCGAGCCAACGACAGAGAGUACAAUGAGAAGUUUCAGUAUGCUAGCAACUGCAUCAUGACCUCAAAGUACAACAUUAUCACCUUCUUAGCUGUCAACCUGUUUGAGCAGUUCCAGGAAGUUGCCAACACCUACUUCCUGUUUCUACUCAUACUGCAGUUGAUUCCACAGAUCUCCUCAUUAUCCUGGUUCACCACCAUCGUGCCUUUAGUGCUGGUGCUGAGCAUCACUGCAGUCAAAGAUGCCACUGAUGAUUAUUUUCGUCACAAGAGUGACAACCAGGUGAAUAACCGUCAGUCUCAGGUCCUCAUCGGUGGCAUUCUUCAGAAAGAGAAAUGGAUGAAUGUCAGAGUGGGUGACAUCAUCAAGCUGGAGAACAAUCAGUUUGUGGCAGCUGACCUGCUCCUGCUAUCCAGCAGUGAACCUCACAGCCUGUGUUACAUUGAGACUGCAGAACUAGAUGGUGAGACAAACAUGAAGGUGCGUCAGUCUCUGUCUGUCACCUCAGAGCUGGGAGAUCCUAACAGCCUGGCCCAGUUUAAUGGAGAGGUGGUGUGUGAGCCCCCCAACAACAAGCUGGACCGUUUCUGUGGGACUCUAUAUUGGAAAGACUGUAAAUAUGCCCUCAGCAACCAGAACAUGCUGCUGCGUGGCUGUGUACUGCGCAACACAGAGAGCUGCUAUGGCAUUGUUAUAUUUGCAGGUCCUGACACCAAGCUGAUGCAGAACAGCGGUCGCACUAAGUUCAAGCGGACCAGUAUAGAUCGACUGAUGAACACACUGGUGCUGUGGAUUUUUGGGUUCCUGGUGUGUAUGGGAGUGAUCUUGGCCAUAGGGAAUGCCGUAUGGGAAAAAGAAGUGGGUGCUCUGUUCCAAAGUUUCCUACCAUGGGACCCUCCAGUGGACAACUUCCUGUUCUCUGCCUUUCUCUCCUUCUGGUCCUAUGUCAUCAUCCUUAAUACAGUCGUGCCCAUUUCCCUCUAUGUCAGUGUGGAGGUGAUUCGUUUGGGUCAUAGUUAUUUUAUUAAUUGGGACCGGCGGAUGUUCUGUAGCCGUAGUAACACAGCAGCGGAGGCCCGGACCACCACACUUAAUGAAGAGCUCGGACAGGUGGAGUACAUUUUCAGUGACAAGACGGGAACCCUUACUCAGAACAUCAUGAUCUUCAACAAGUGCUCCAUCAACGGCCAUGCAUAUGGCGAGGUGAUGGACAUUCAAGGUUCCCUGCAAAAGAGAGCUCAGCCCCUGGACUUCAGCGCGUGGAACCCCUUAGCCGACCCUGGCUUCUGUUUCUAUGACCAGUCCCUGCUGGAGGCAGUGAUGGUGGGGGAACCAGCCGUGCAUGAAUUCUUCCGGGUGCUGUCUCUCUGCCACACUGUCAUGAGUGAGGAGAAGAGUGAAGGAGAACUGGUGUAUAAGGCUCAGUCUCCGGAUGAAGGAGCGUUGGUAACAGCUGCCCGUAAUUUUGGCUUUGUGUUUCGCUCUCGGACACCCGGUACCAUCACCACCCAAGAACUCGGCAAUGCAUUGACGUAUACGCUCCUCGCCAUCCUGGACUUCAAUAACAUUCGCAAAAGAAUGUCUGUCAUAGUGAGAAAUCCAGAAGGCCGCAUUCGUCUGUACUGUAAGGGCGCAGACACGGUGCUUUUCGAGAGACUACACUCUUGCGACCAGGAGCUGAUGAACGUCACUUCAGACCAUCUUAAUGAGUAUGCGGGCGAUGGGUUGCGGACGCUUGCUGUGGCGUAUCGGGAUCUGUCUGAGGAACAGUGGGAGAAGUGGUCGGAGCGUUACCGUGGUGCUGAUAAAGCCACAGACUGCAGAGAUGACCGGCUGGCUGCCGCCUAUGAGGAGAUCGAACAGGACAUGAUGCUGCUGGGGGCCACAGCCAUAGAAGAUAAACUACAAGAGGGCGUUCCUGAAACUAUUGCUAUUCUCUCAUUGGCUAACAUCAAGAUCUGGGUGCUAACUGGAGACAAGCAGGAGACGGCAGUGAAUAUUGGUUAUUCCUGUAAGAUGUUGACAGACGACAUGACGGAGAUCUUCAUUGUUAAUGGACACACUGUCCAAAGUGUGCGCGAAGAACUGAGAAAAGCCCGAGAGCGGAUGCUAGAGUCAGCACGCAUCAGGGAUGGAGGGAAGGAAGCGGAGGCUCAGGGUUGGGGUGGGGCGUGUGGGUUUGGGAAUGGAUGUGAAGGUGGUGCUGCUAAUUGUACACCUGAUGAGAGUAAAUGUCCCGCUCCUCAAGCCCCGCCCUCAUCCCUGCUAGAGUCAAUCAGUGGGGAGUUCGCCCUCGUCAUCAGCGGACACAGCCUGGCUCAUGCUUUGGAGGCGGAUAUGGAGCGGGAGUUUUUGGAAACGGCGUGUGCGUGCAGGGCAGUGAUCUGCUGCAGGGUGACUCCUCUACAGAAGGCUCUGGUGGUCGAGCUGGUUAAACGCCAUAAGAAAGCCGUCACACUCGCCAUCGGAGAUGGAGCUAAUGACGUCAGCAUGAUAAAGACGGCUCACAUCGGCGUGGGCAUCAGCGGUCAGGAGGGGAUCCAGGCCGUAUUGGCAUCAGAUUACUCCUUUUCCCAGUUCCGCUUCCUGCAGCGACUCCUGCUGGUACACGGACGCUGGUCCUAUCUGCGCAUGUGUCGCUUUCUCUGUUACUUCUUCUACAAGAACUUCGCCUUUACUAUGGUGCACUUCUGGUUUGGAUUCUUCUGUGGAUUCUCAGCACAGACUGUCUACGACCAGUACUUCAUCACACUAUACAAUAUUGUAUACACAUCCCUGCCUGUGUUGGCCAUGGGCAUCUUCGAUCAGGAUGUUCCUGAGCAGAGGAGCCUUGAGUAUCCAAAGCUGUAUGAGCCAGGUCAGCUGAACCUGCUGUUUAAUAAACGCGAGUUCUUCAUCUGCAUCGCACAAGGAAUCUACACCUCUGUGGUCCUGUUCUUCAUCCCGUAUGGAGUUCUGUCUCAUGCCACGCAGAGCAACGGCGUUCCCCUCGCAGACUAUCAGACUUUUGCAGUAACUACAGCGACGGCCCUUGUCAUCGUCGUCAGCGUGCAAAUUGCUCUGGACACUGGUUAUUGGACAGCUAUCAAUCACUUCUUUAUAUGGGGCUCUUUGGGUACCUACUUCACUAUUCUCUUUGCUAUGCACUCCAGUAUUCUCUUCAGCAUCUUCCCCAAGCAGUUUCAUUUCCUGGGUAGUGCUCAUAACACGCUGGGACAGCCAUUGGUGUGGUUAACCAUUGCUUUGGCAACGGUCAUCUGUAUUGUUCCAGUCCUCGCCUUCCGCUUUCUCAAACUAGACUUAAAACCUCAGCUGUCUGAUACUGUGCGCUACACUCAACUCGUGCGGCAGAAAAAGCGGAAGCCCUGUGGCCGCGCGGGUCGUGGAGCGGGCAGGGCUGGAGCAGCUGGAGGCAGUGCUCUCGGUCGUCUGGGGAGAGGUGGCUCUCGGCGCUCUGGUUAUGCGUUUGCGCACCAGGAAGGUUUCGGCGAGCUGAUCACGUCGGGAAAGAACAUGCGCCUGAGCUCACUGGCUCUCGCCACGUUUGCCUCUCGCCACAGCAGCAGUUGGAUUGACACUCUUCGCAAGAAAAAACACGCAAACAGCACAAGUUCACAUAACACACCGACUAAUGGUGAUGAUAAUACUCAAGCUCCACCCCUUUCUACAGCAUCCUCUGCGACUGGCUCUCAGGACGCAACCCCGGGCGAGGCAGGGCAAGUGUGUAAUGAACCUGUCCUCAAAAACAGCCCUGAUGAUAUUGCUCUCAGUGUGGUUAGGUGUGCAGAAAGAGAGGCGGGAGGAUGUGGUGCUGGAACUGUUCAGGAGGCAGUGUUUGUAGAGAGGGGAGCUGGACCUCGGACCAGUGGUGCCGGCAGCCCACCUGCCAUUGCAGAGGAAACAUCCAGCGGCGAGUGAGAAAAAAACAUUUGAUGGGUGGAUAGAUCGUUUGGAAUCCUUGAUGUGGAUCCUCACACCUCCUGGUGUUUGUUUGGUCAUGUUUGUGAGGACAUGGACACAGCACUGGACAGACAGUUCGGGAGCAAAACACAUAAAAAUGCAAAUCAGUGGGCUAACUGUGCAACCAGACAGGACAAAGAGAGUUUUAUUUUUGUGUGGUGGCAUUCACUUGCAUUCUAUACGAUCUCAGAUAACUAUCUUAUCUCUUAUUUAGUUAUUUGAUAUGUUUAUGGAUGAAAGAGUUUUCCAUUUUAGCCAAACUGUCAAAACAGCAAACCACUAUAUCACAUUGCCAAUGGUAAUAAUAUCACACACUUCUCUCUAUUAUAGCUAAUUGCCCUUUUGUGCAGAAUAAUUUUCAGGUCAAAGUUGAAUUUUUUUUUUUCAGGAUGAACACGCUUUUUCUGAUUUACGGUUGACCCUAAAACAUCAUAUCCAUUUUAACCUAUUGGUUAUAUGAGUAUCAGGCCUGUUUUCCACCACACAUGGCAGCCGAGACUAAGUGAAGCUGUGACAACAAAAGCAGCACUUUCAUACUGGAAGUGUCUUUACUGUUUAACAGCUGUUGCUCUAUAUUAACAAAAUAAAGCUUUAGAAUAUAGUCCGAGAUUAGUAGUUAUGUAGGCUUUUACCUGGUUGGUUAUUUAAACACCAGCCAAAAUGUUAAUACACUUCUCAAAAAUGUUAUCUUACCAUCUGCAUCAAGAGAUGAACAUCCAACACUGUCAUUUGUUAAAAAGUACUCUUCUUAAUAUAUACGUGAAAAAAUGUGCAUCACUUAAAUGUGCGGUGUUAAGUUCUAGUAAAUGUUGACAGAAUUUUCAUUCCUAGUGAACUAUCCCUUUAACAAAGUAGUGCACAGUAUCAUCAAGUUUUGUUUCAGUAUCCAGAUGCAUUAAUUCUGUUUCUUUCUCUGUAUCAGCAGUCUCUCAUCUGGUCUCUCAUACUGGCCUUUUUUUCUUAGCUUAGAAAAGGAUAUUUUUCUUUUUGUAUCUGUUUGUUGCUCAGCCGUUCUUAAGCCUGUUAACAUUGUCUCCAGUGACAAUUUCUCUUUAUAUUGCAUAUACUGUAAUGUGGAAUUAUCAACUGCGAAAUGAACUUUCCCGUGUGCUUUUGGAGAGAAGGACAUGUGGGUUUGUUUGGCAGAGACUAUAGCGAUCUACAGAUUUGUUAUUCUGUUCCCAAGGUUGAGAAUAGCACUAAGAUUCUGUGUGUUGAAGGAAACACUAUCGUUCUCAGUGAGAACGUGACUUUACUGGAUGAAAUCCUUCCUUCCUCAUCCAUUUCUUUGCACCAUACUGGUGCUUCAACCCUGAGCGUCUGUCUAGACUGUAAGUUUGAUUCUUCCACACUCCUAAACUCUGAUCUACUGGAGUCCAGCUGUUGUGCAUGGAUCCAGUGGACUGUCAGUGAAUGUUUGGACUUUGAAAACUUGUCAACUUAAACUCCGAGUUACCAAAUGGAGACCAUCCUGGUCUAAAUGUGGCCUUCACCAAUUUUGGGAUGAGAUUGAGAGUAAUUUAAUGAGAGUAAGAAUGUAAAAGAAUAGUGUGCGUGCGUAUGUUUAUUGUGAAUGACAGAUAACUUAACGAUAACUUAAAGCUUCUAGGUACAGUACUUCCAACGCACCCUGUGUAACUUACAGUAGAUCUAAAUCUCAUACUGAUGAAUAGAGAUAACUAUUAUAUGCCUUAAAAGCAAAACGUGUCGGUGUUUAAAAUGUCUACCUUCUUUCAUUCAGAGCAUAAAAAUAUUUCAUCUGUUACAAAAUUAUUUUGUCUGAUACAAUAAGAGGUCUAAUGUCAAAUCUUUGGUUUUUCAGUUUCUAUUGUGUGAAUUUAAUGUCUAAUGAUUAUUUGUGUUGUGAACAGUAGAUGAGCCUGAAAAAAAGAAAAUAUUAAAUUACUUCAAGUAAUAAGUGAUAAGCUGAUCGUGAUUGUGUGUCUGUGUGUGAAUGACUUUGAAUAUUCUUUUAAUUGUUCAAGAAAUAAUUAAUAUUGUAAGAUAAUAAAUUAUUAUCUUGGCAUCAGCAUAAAUUAUAAAUUCAUGAGAAGGUACAAUAUGGCAAACAGCCUUGUAAAUGUUUACACACCUUCACAUCAGGACAAUUAAGUGCAUGGAAUGAUAAAAAACAACCUAUAUCAGAUGUGUUAGUAACUGUCCAAAACGUGACAAUUAUUUUAAAAAUAGAGAGAUUGGCUGUGAAUAUCCUAAUAAAUUGUUGGUUUGGCACAGAAGGAAAUGCUUUAAUAACAACAAACCAUUGUCCAUAAUCAUGUAUGGCGAGUGGGAAAGGGGAGUGAUUUUGUUGCUAGGAUGUGCAAAGUGGUUAUAUCCUCACAAAUUUGCUCAAGGAUGUAUACUGUACAGACGCCAUUUGCUAG
Molecule: messenger RNA, 6939 nt
Organism: Triplophysa rosa
Lineage: Eukaryota; Metazoa; Chordata; Actinopteri; Cypriniformes; Nemacheilidae
Gene: atp8b2
Product: ATPase phospholipid transporting 8B2
Exons: 28
Coding region: 476-4513 (1345 amino acids)
Biological process (GO): Golgi organization; phospholipid translocation
Cellular component (GO): plasma membrane
Molecular function (GO): ATPase-coupled intramembrane lipid carrier activity; ATP binding; magnesium ion binding
Source: RefSeq, a predicted model, not a curated record